Naegleria lovaniensis is the source of this 1026-nucleotide messenger RNA. RefSeq lists its product as uncharacterized. The record is from RefSeq and is a predicted model, not a curated record. The coding region runs from base 1 to 1026 and encodes 341 amino acids. Gene Ontology annotation, molecular function: hydrolase activity. NCBI's taxonomy places the organism in Eukaryota, Heterolobosea, Eutetramitea, Acrasida, Naegleriidae. The transcript has a single exon.
AUGAUUGGAAUGGUUCAAAGACUAUGGUUUCAUUCCAAAGUGUUCUUCAACCGACAUUUGGUAGGAUCACUUGCGUAUUAUAUUGCUCGGUUCAAAAGUCCCAAUGCCUAUCACUUCAAACAAUAUUUCAUUCCGAAUCGUUAUGAUCACGAACAAACAGCACAACGAGUUCUAGUAUAUUUUCCACGAUCAUCAUCUCCUAACACCAAUAAUCAUUCAUCAAAUAUCUACAUUAAUAUUCACCCAGGUGGUUUUGUUUCUGGAUAUCCGGAAGACUGCUCUGAAUUUUGUGAUUUAGUCGCUCAGGAACUGAAUUGUAUUGUGGUAGCACCUCAAUAUGGAUUAGCUCCAGAAUAUCCUUUUCCAAAGGGCUUGUAUGAUUGUUUGAACGCUGUAGAAUGGAGUUUACAAGAAUUUGGGAAUGAACAAAAUCCCAGACUUAUCAAGUUGGCAGUAGGUGGAUUUAGUGCCGGAGGUAAUUUAGCGUUUGGUCUUGCUCAAUUAAUAGUAUCUAAGAACAUACCUUUGGAGUGUUUAAUUUCCUUCUACCCACCUAUGAAUUUCACAUCUCAGUCAAAAAGUACAUUUCAAACAACGAAUCCACUCAAAAGAUGUGUCUAUUAUGAAGCUUAUUUGCAAGCUAUUAUUGAACGAGUGGAGUGUGAAAUGUUGUCACAGGAGGAAAUUGAAAAAUUACUACAAGAUCCAUUACUUUCUCCUUCCUAUGCUAGUAUUGAGAUGCUUCCUAGAUCUGUCAUGCUAAUUGCAGCACAAUACGACCCAAAUAUUGCAGAUAUGGAACAAUUCAUGAACACUAUGCGAAUUAGAUAUGAAGAGUUGGAGAAUAAUAGACUCAAUCAUACACAAAAUUCAAGGCCAUACAGAUUCUAUGGAGAAGUUUAUGAGAGGGUAUUUCAUGGCUGGAAUUUCAUUCCAGAAUUUCUCUUAAGAAAUGAUGGCACACAAAAGAAAUGGCAUGCCUAUCAACAAGCGUUGGAUGAGCUUGAGAGAGUAUUUAAAAUUUAA